Molecule: messenger RNA, 3795 nt
Organism: Elephantulus edwardii (Cape elephant shrew)
Lineage: Eukaryota; Metazoa; Chordata; Mammalia; Macroscelidea; Macroscelididae
Gene: MLLT10
Product: myeloid/lymphoid or mixed-lineage leukemia (trithorax homolog, Drosophila); translocated to, 10
Exons: 23
Coding region: 299-3514 (1071 amino acids)
Biological process (GO): regulation of transcription by RNA polymerase II
Cellular component (GO): nucleus
Molecular function (GO): nucleosome binding; histone binding
Source: RefSeq, a predicted model, not a curated record
GCGCGCACGCAGACCUCGCCCGGCCCCAGCCUCCUUCCUUACGCAGGGCGCGCACGCCGAGUGACGCUCAGAGGAGGAAGCGCAGUUCCUUUUCCCCUCCCUCGCUGCCCCUGGCCCAGCGGGAGCCCCCCCCAGUGCGCCUGUGCGGAGGCCUAGUUGAUUAUGUGUGCCCUCUCCGGGCCUCAGCGCUAGCGGCCGGGUGGAGGUGGGGAGGGAAGAAGACGAGGAGGAGGAGGAGGCGGUGGAAGGGAGGUGGGGGGAGUCAGCAAGGACAUGGCUCCUGACUCCUGUGCGGAACAUGGUCUCUAGCGACCGGCCCGUGUCACUGGAGGACGAGGUCUCCCAUAGUAUGAAGGAGAUGAUUGGAGGCUGUUGCGUUUGCUCAGACGAGAGAGGCUGGGCCGAGAACCCGCUGGUUUAUUGCGACGGGCACGGCUGCAGCGUCGCGGUGCAUCAAGCUUGUUAUGGCAUUGUUCAAGUACCCACUGGACCAUGGUUUUGCAGGAAAUGUGAAUCUCAAGAGAGAGCAGCCAGAGUGAGAUGUGAACUAUGUCCCCAUAAGGAUGGAGCUUUAAAAAGAACAGAUAAUGGGGGUUGGGCUCAUGUGGUUUGUGCCCUGUAUAUUCCAGAGGUACAAUUUGCCAAUGUUUCUACAAUGGAACCAAUUGUUUUACAGUCUGUUCCCCAUGAUCGUUAUAAUAAGACUUGCUAUAUUUGUGAUGAACAAGGAAGAGAAAGCAAAGCAGCUACUGGUGCUUGCAUGACAUGUAAUAAACAUGGAUGUCGACAGGCUUUCCAUGUAACAUGUGCUCAAUUUGCUGGGCUUCUUUGUGAAGAAGAAGGUAAUGGUGCAGAUAAUGUCCAGUACUGUGGCUACUGUAAAUACCAUUUUAGCAAACUGAAAAAGAGCAAACGGGGAUCUAAUAGGUCAUAUGAUCAAAGUUUAAGUGAUUCUUCCUCUCACUCUCAGGAUAAACAUCAUGAGAAAGAGAAAAAAAAAUAUAAAGAAAAAGACAAACAUAAACAAAAACACAAGAAACAACCUGAACCAUCACCUGCAUUAGUUCCAUCCUUGACUGUUACUACAGAAAAGACUUAUACAAGCACUACCAGCAACUCCAUGUCAGGAUCAUUGAAGCGCUUGGAAGAUACUGCAGCAAGAUUUACGAAUGCGAAUUUCCAGGAAGUUUCUGCUCAUACCUCUAGUGGAAAAGAGGUUUCUGAGCCUAGAGGGUCAGAGGGAAAAGGGAAGAAAUCUUCAACACACAGCUCUGGUCAAAGGGGAAGAAAGCCUGCUGGUGGAAGAAAUCCAGGAACAACUGUGUCAGCUGCUAGUCCUUUUCAACAAGGGAGUUUUUCAGGAACUCCAGGCAGUGUAAAAUCAUCUUCUGGAAGUUCAGUUCAGUCUCCCCAGGAUUUCUUGAGCUUUACAGACUCAGAGCUGCGUAAUGACAGUUAUAGUCACUCCCAGCAGUCAUCUUCAACCAAAGAUGUACAUAAAGGAGAAUCUGGAAGUCAGGAAGGCGGAGUAAAUAGUUUCAGUUCCUUAAUUGGUCUUCCUUCAACCUCAACUGUAAUUUCACAACCUAAAAGCUUUGAAAAUUCACCUGGUGAUUUGGGUAAUUCCAGCCUUCCUACAUCAGGAUAUAAACGGGCUCAAACUUCUGGCAUUGAAGAAGAAACUGUAAAAGAGAAGAAAAGAAAAGGAAACAAGCAAAGCAAGCAUGGACCUGGUAGGCCCAAAGGAAACAAAAAUCAAGAGAAUAUUUCUCACCUCUCAGUUUCUUCUGCUUCACCAACAUCAUCUGUAACAUCAGCUGCAGGAAGUGUAACAAGUUGUAGUCUCCAGAAAUCUCCUACAUUGCUCAGGAAUGGAAGUUUACAGAGUCUUAGUGUUGGCUCAUCUCCAGUUGGUUCAGAAAUUUCGAUGCAGUAUCGACAUGAAGGAGCUUGUCCAACAACUACUUUCUCAGAGUUGCUGAAUGCAAUACACAAUGGUAUUUAUAACAGCAAUGAUGUAGCAGUUUCUUUUCCAAAUGUAGUGUCUGGUUCAGGGUCUAGUACUCCUGUCUCCAGUUCUCAUUUACCUCAGCAAUCUUCUGGUCACUUGCAACAAGUGGGCGCUCUUUCUCCCUUAGCCACAUCAUCUGCAACUACUGCUGUGGCUACAACUCAGGCAAAUACCCUAUCUGGAGCUUCUCUUAGUCAAGCACCAUCUCAUAUGUAUGGCAAUAGGUUAAACCCAAGUUCAUCAAUGGCAACUCUUAUAGCUCAGUCUGAAAACAAUCAAACAGAUCAAGAUCUUGGAGACAAUAACCGCAGCCUUGUUGGCAGGGGAAGCUCACCCAGAGGAAGUAUCUCACCAAGAUCUCCAGUAAGCAGCUUACCAAUUCGUUAUGACCAACCAGGCAGCAGCAGUUUGGAAAAUCUGCCUCCAGUAGCAGCAAGUAUAGAACAGCUUUUGGAGAGGCAGUGGAGCGAAGGACAGCAGUUUUUACUAGAACAGGGUACUCCAAGUGACAUUUUAGGAAUGCUGAAAUCAUUACACCAACUUCAAGUUGAAAAUAGAAGAUUAGAGGAACAGAUUAAAAACUUGACUGCCAAAAAGGAACGCCUUCAGUUAUUAAAUGCACAACUUUCAGUGCCUUUUCCAACAAUAACCACAAAUCCCAGUCCAUCCCAUCAAAUACAUGCAUUUUCAACACAGAUUGCUCCUACUACUGAUUCCUUAAACAGCAGUAAGAGCCCCCACCUGGGAAACAGCUUUUUACCUGAUAAUUCUCUUCCUGUGUUAAAUCAGGAUUUACCCUCCAGUGGACAGAGCACCAGCAGUUCAUCCGCUCUUUCUACUCCACCACCUGCUGGGCAGAGUCCAGCUCAGCAAGGCUCAGGAGUUAGUGGAGUUCAACAGGUCAAUGGUGUGACAGUGGGGGCACUAGCUAGUGGAAUGCAGACUGUAACAUCCACCAUUCCUGCUGUUCCUGGAGUGGGUGGAAUAAUUGGAGCUUUGCCAGGUAACCAACUGGCAAUCAAUGGCAUUGUUGGAGCUUUAAAUGGGGUUAUUCAGACACCUGUCACAAUAUCUCAGAACCCUACACCCCUCAGCCAUACAACUGUACCACCUAAUGCAACACAUCCAAUGCCAGCUACAUUGACAAACAGUGCCUCAGGUCUAGGAUUACUUUCUGACCAGCAAAGACAAAUACUACUUCAUCAACAACAAUUUCAGCAGCUGUUAAAUUCUCAGCAGCUCACACCGGAACAACAUCAGGCCCUUUUGUAUCAAUUGAUGCAGCAGCAUCACCACCAGCAGCACCACCAGCCUGAACUGCAGCAGAUACAGAUUCCUGGCCCAACACAGAUACCAAUAAACAACCUACUUGCAGGUACUCAGCCACCACCACUUCACACAGCUACCACUAACCCAUUUCUCACACUCCAUGGUGAUAAUACAAGCCAGAAAGUAUCAAGACUUAGUGAUAAAACUGGACCUGUAACUCAAGAGAAAAGUUGACACAUAAGAAACAUCUAGAAAUUGCUUAUCCUGCUGUUCUAGCACUUCAUCUGGCUGCUGUUGUAGUCCUCGUUCUCCACCUGUGAAGAAAUGCAACAAGAAACUGCACAACAAAGGAUUAAUUGCCACAAGGACAUUCUUGUAAGCUUUGACUGAUUUUCUUGUUGCUUUGUUGCACUGAAAUAAACUCUGUCCCCUACUCCUAUUUUUUGAACUUUGAAGAAAAUUCAAUAACUAAAUUUUGUCAGUGAAAUGCUUUUUACAUGCAAUGGGUUUAUCAA